GUCUACACAAUCCCACGGGCUCGACUCAAGCCGCUCAUCGCCAAGCCCACUUCCAUCUGGCUGCAUCGAAGAAGCUUGCAUGUUCACACCAAUGUCUCUACCAACACGCGUCAAUUGCUAGUGGCUCCGCAGUGUCGCUGGCAUGUUAUGCUCACAGAAUGGCGAUCUGCAAGAUGCAAUUUGCUUGCUUGCUUUGACUACGGAACGUCCAAAAGAGCCAGACAAGAUCGCAUCAGAACUCGGAAGUCCUCAUAUUGACAUUGAUGCAAGCUCAGCUGAGGAUCACCAUUCACCAAUCACCGGUGACGGAUGCAAUCGUGGAGAUUGAAAUGAAGAAGGAAGAAGAGGACAUGUUCGAAGUCGUACAUGAUGCGAAAGGAUCAGGCAAUCAACAGGAUCUUGCUUCCAUGCGCAACAAAGUUCUUGAUCGCUUGGCUGAGAUUCUUGUCACAGUGAAAACGAAUCGCGCAGGCCAGAGUCGGACCUUAAGCUUCCUCGAACCAAAGCAUGUUUCUGCUACCUCCAUGAUCAUAGGCGACCCAUCCACGGCGGUCGGUAUCUUCUGUUCAAGGGACAGGGAAAUUGAUCAGCGGGGUCAUGGCUGUCCUUUUUCUUCUAUACUGUCGCCUAUUCAGACCGGUCAACAAUAUUCCCUAGUUUUACUCUCCAGAAUGGACGAGCUUUGGGUUUGCUCAAUGCAAAUCCUCAGCUGAAUGACGAGGACUUACAGAUAAUUACAUGAACUUCGCUUCGAGUA
Didymella exigua CBS 183.55 is the source of this 757-nucleotide messenger RNA. RefSeq lists its product as uncharacterized. The transcript has a single exon. Lineage: Eukaryota; Fungi; Ascomycota; Dothideomycetes; Pleosporales; Didymellaceae. The record is from RefSeq and is a predicted model, not a curated record. Bases 264 to 713 code for a protein of 149 amino acids.